Messenger RNA from Arachis duranensis, 1615 nucleotides. RefSeq names its product chlorophyll a-b binding protein CP26, chloroplastic-like. NCBI's taxonomy places the organism in Eukaryota, Viridiplantae, Streptophyta, Magnoliopsida, Fabales, Fabaceae. Bases 1157 to 1600 code for a protein of 147 amino acids. The transcript has 10 exons. The record is from RefSeq and is a predicted model, not a curated record.
GUUUCAUGGGGAUAAUCAAGUAUGAUUCAAGCUGAAAGGUUAUUUUCCUGAACCAAAAGAACAAGGAAAUGUUGCUGGAGAACUUCAAAGAACAGAUUGCUUUGUCUGUGAGAAGCAUCCAGUGGAGCUAUGCAAUAUUCUGGUCUAUUUCAUCUACCCAACUCAGGGUGUUAAGUUGGGGAGAAGGAUAUUACAAUAGAGACAUUAAGACAAGGAAGACAAGUCAAGGAGUGGAACUCAAUUCUGAUCAGAUAGGGUUGCAGCGGAGUGAGCAGCUUCGAGAGUGAUACAAGUCCCUCAAAGCUAUAGAUGCCAGCCCUCAAAUUAAGCAACUUCACCGAUGCUCUCCCUAUGUACUACUCUGAGAAUAACAAGAGGCUUAUUCACUUCUCUACUUGUGAAGUUCCAUUUAUUCUGCCCUGCAGAGGUCAGUAACUCUUCAUAACUUAAUUGUUAUCAGAUCUCAUUAUCCUUCUUGUUGCUGCAGCUGUGUUAUUAGAACUCCUUUUUUUUAUUUUUUACUUUUUAUUUCGUAUCUUAUCUGAAAUUGUUGGUUAUAAUGGCUUUCCAAAAGGAUUUUAUCAAAAUGUUCAAUCAUAGGCAUUUAGUUGACACUUUUCGAGACUAUAAGUAUCUGGGAACCUGAAACCGUGCUGAUGGAACAGUUGGGGAGUAAGCAGCUCAAUUAUUUAUCCAUUAUGCUUUCUUGUCCUUCUUUUCUUUUAUAAUAAAACUUAUUUAUGAACUUCUCAUCAUUUCCACUCUUAUUCCACUGUCAAGGUACAAGUGGAUGACUUUUGGAGAAGCAGGUACUACACGGUCAGCUAUAGGCUCUGGUCUGAUUUAUUAUGGAAUUCCAAAGGGAAGCAGCAAUCUUCAGCCCUUUAGCCACCAAAACCUGAUGAUGUUGCAACUAUUUGCUAUACAAGUGGUACAACUGGAACCCCAAAGGGGGCUGUCUUGACCCAUGCAAACUUCAUUGAAAAUGUUGCUGGGACCACUAUGGAUGAAAAAUUUGGCCCUUCUGAUGUUUAUAUAUCAUAUCUCCCUUAAGCACACAUUUAUGAGCUGACAAACCAAGUCAUGCAUGUACAUUUUAAUGAGACUCAGAUCACACAUUUGCCAAAAGAGGUCCAGAAGAUAUUGAGGUUAGAACAUGGCUUCAAUUGGGGUGUCAGAGAUGCUUGGAAACCCCAUCAAGUUGAGUGGUGCAACAAGGUCAGCACCAUCAGCUUCUAGCCCUGCCACCUUCGAGACUGUGGCUCUCUUUGGUAAGAAGAAGGCAGCACCACCUCCUCCUUCAAAGAAAGCUGCUGCUGCUGUCACUCCUGCCAAUGAUGAACUCGCCAAGUGGUAUGGUCCUGACAGAAGGAUCUUCUUGCCAAAGGGUCUCUUGGACCGAUCCAAGAUCCUACCAUACUUGACUGGAGAAGUGCCCGGAGACAAGAAGCCGGAGGACAUUGCCAAGAUUCUGGAUGAAGUUGAAAACCUUGCUACUAAUUAUAAUGAGACCGAGUUUAAGUUGUAUUGUUUCUGUAUUUUUUUUCGAUUUUUAGUUUUGGAAUUCGAACUCAAGAUUUAUUUUGUAUUUGAGUAUUAGUUUUUUAAUGUAUAA